CUGAACACAUCGGACGAGCGGUUGAAAGAAUCGAAAGAAGCAAAGAAACGCGCGUGAGUUUCUUUGUAAGAAAUCGCAUACAAAGUUUAAAAAAUAAAAACGCUCAGCAUAGCUAAUCAAUAGAAAUUAAUUAAUUAGAAUCAAUACAAAUACAAUAACGUUAAUGUGUUAAAAUAAUUUAAACAAAACGAAACAAAUAAUAGAAAUAAAUAAAAUAUAAAAAAAUAUGUCAACUGUGACACAAUGGCGAUUCAUUUUAGCAUUGCUAAUCGCGAGCUCGUGCCGUGUAGUGGAAUCAAAAGUAUUCGAACGUUGCGAAUUGGCAAAAGUGUUGCGACAACGCCAUCGCCUUGAUCUAACGGAAGUGGCACAAUGGGUGUGCAUUGCUCAGCAUUCGAGUGGUUUUAAUACAGCAGCUCAGGCCUUUAGUCCAACGGGGGGCUCUCAUGGUCUGUUUCAAAUCAGUGAUGUCUACUGGUGUUCACCGCCUGGCCAAGGAGCUGGCUGCAAUUUACAGUGCCAUAAAUUGAGGGAUGACAAUCUAAGUGAUGAUCUGUCUUGUGUCAAGCGUAUUUACGACGAGCAUCAUCGCAUAUCAGGAGAUGGUUAUACGGCUUGGAAUGCUUAUCAGCAGUUCUGUAAAAAUAAAGCAGCUUCCUAUAUACAGGAUUGUUUCCCAGGAGAGCAUGCCGCAUCUACUUACUCAGCACCAGCCAAAGGCUAUAGCUCACAUCAUGGUCAAUUUUCGGGCAAUGCCAUACAGGAUUAUUCACCCAAGAAGAGCGCCAAGGUGUAUGGACGUUGUGAAUUGGCUCGCGAACUGCAUCAGAAACACAAAAUGCCCAUGCAACAAAUACCCACUUGGGUAUGUAUAGCCGAACAUGAAUCCCGUUUCAAUACAGCCGCCGUGGGACGUUUAAAUGCUGAUGGUUCAGCCGAUCAUGGUCUCUUUCAGAUCAGUGAUCUCUACUGGUGUUCUCAUGAUCGCUAUAGUGGUGGCAAGGCAUGCGGUUUGUCUUGCAAUAAACUCUUGGACAAUGACAUAACUGAUGAUGUACGUUGCGUGAAGAGGAUACACAAUGAACACACAGCCAUUGCAGGAGAUGGCUUUACCGCCUGGACAGUCUACAAGCCACAUUGUCAAAAUCAACGUUACGAGCAUGUAGCAAGCUGCUUUAAAAAUACCCAACAAACCACACAUCAUAAGGUGCAAACCACAGCAGUGGGCUUGGCCUCAAAUCAAGUGCAUACUACAACUAAAUUUGCCCUCAACAGCAAUAAUCCAUUCUUUAAAAAUGUGGGACAACAGACACCAUCGAAAACACAUUAUACGCCGCCCAGCUACAAUGAUAUUUUCAAAACAGCUACAUCUACAUCGUCAUCAGCGAAUAAGGGCGUUUCUCAUAAGGGUAAAGUUUAUACACGUUGCUCAUUAGCACAAGAACUCUUUUCUAAACACAACUUUCCAAUGCAGGAUAUAGCUACGUGGGUUUGCAUCGCCGAACACGAAUCUCAUUUUAAUACCGCAGCCAUAGGACGCUUAAACACAGAUGGCAGUGCUGAUCAUGGACUUUUCCAGAUAAGUGAUCUUUAUUGGUGCGAUCAUAAUGCGUAUGGAGGCAAAGCUUGCAAUUUGCCCUGUGACAAGUUACUGGACGACGAUCUAAGGGAUGAUGUGGCUUGUAUAAAAACCAUACAUGAGGAACAUAGCAGAAUCUCGGGUGAUGGUUUCAAUGCCUGGACAGUGUAUAAGCCUCACUGUCAAAAUCAAAAUAUCAACCAGGUUAAAUCUUGUUUUGAUGCAAAGACUUUGGAAUCUAUUGAAGUUAUGCAACCCUCCCCCAGCUAUAAAGUGCCAGUUGCAACAGGUAAAGGUAAAAUUUAUUCUAAAUGCGAAUUAGCUAAGGAAUUAUAUCAUAAGCAUCGCAUGCCCAUGGAACAAAUACCAAAAUGGGUGUGUAUAGCUCAACAUGAAUCUUCGUUUAAUACCGGCGCUGUAGGUCGUCUAAAUACGGAUGGUUCGGCUGAUCAUGGGCUCUUUCAAAUAAGUGAUCUUUAUUGGUGCUCUCACGAUCAGUAUGGUGGUAAAGCCUGCAAUAUACCCUGUCAUAAAUUAUUAGAUUCUGAUAUUACAGAUGAUGUUAGAUGUGUUAAGAUUAUUCACGAGGAGCAUACUAGGAUUUCAGGAGAUGGUUUCAAUGCAUGGACAGUAUAUCAGCCUCAUUGUCGCAAUACGGGUAUGAGUCACAUUAAGGAAUGUUUUACGGAUACGGAACUUACUCAAGUACAAACAACCGGUUCUAGCAAUUCUUUAAUUCCUCAAACUUCAUAUGGAUCAAAACCUGCUCCAAAAGGUAAAAUUUAUAAAAAGUGUGAAUUGGCUCAGGAAUUAUUCCACAAGCAUCGUAUGCCCAUGGAUCAAAUACCCAAAUGGGUGUGUAUCGCUCAACAUGAGUCCUCAUAUAAUACAGCUGCUGUCGGCCGCCUCAAUACAGAUGGUUCGGCUGAUCACGGUCUGUUCCAAGUAAGUGAUCUUUAUUGGUGUAGUCACGAUCAGUAUGGAGGUAAGGCUUGUAAUAUUCCUUGUGAUAAGCUGCUGGAUUCUGAUAUAGCGGAUGAUGUUAGAUGUAUCAAAAUGAUACAUGAGGAGCAUACUAGGAUAUCAGGAGAUGGCUUCAAUGCUUGGACGGUGUAUAAGCCACAUUGUCGCAAUACGGGUAUGAGUCACAUUAAGGAAUGUUUUACGGAUAAGGAACUUACUCAAGUACAAGCAACUGGUUCUAGUAAUUCUUUAAUUCCUCAAACUUCAUCUGGAUCAAAACCUGUCGCAAAAGGUAAAAUUUACAAAAAGUGUGAAUUGGCCCAGGAAUUAUUCCACAAACAUCGCAUGCCUAUGGAACAAAUACCCAAAUGGGUGUGUAUUGCUCAACAUGAGUCCUCAUAUAACACUGCUGCUGUUGGCCGCCUCAAUACAGAUGGUUCGGCCGAUCACGGUCUUUUCCAAGUAAGUGAUCUUUAUUGGUGUAGUCACGAUCAGUAUGGAGGUAAGGCUUGUAAUAUUCCUUGCGAUAAGCUGUUGGACUCUGAUAUAGCGGAUGAUGUCAGAUGUAUCAAAAUGAUACAUGAGGAGCAUACUAGGAUAUCAGGAGAUGGCUUCAAUGCUUGGACGGUGUAUAAGCCACAUUGUCGUAAUACUGGUAUGAGUCACAUUAAGGAAUGUUUUACGGAUAAGGAACUUACUCAAGUACAAGCAAUUGGUUCUAGCAAUUCUUUAAUUCCUCAAACUUCAUAUGGAUCAAAACCUGCUCCAAAAGGUAAAAUUUAUAAAAAGUGUGAAUUGGCUCAGGAAUUAUUCCACAAGCAUCGUAUGCCCAUGGAUCAAAUACCCAAAUGGGUGUGUAUCGCUCAACAUGAGUCCUCAUAUAACACUGCUGCUGUUGGCCGUCUCAAUACAGAUGGUUCGGCUGAUCACGGUCUGUUCCAAGUAAGUGAUCUUUAUUGGUGUAGUCACGAUCAGUAUGGUGGUAAGGCUUGUAAUAUUCCUUGCGAUAAGCUGCUGGACUCUGAUAUAGCGGAUGAUGUUAGAUGUAUCAAAAUGAUACAUGAGGAGCAUACUAGGAUCUCAGGAGAUGGCUUCAAUGCAUGGACGGUGUAUAAGCCGCACUGUCGUAAUACUGGUAUGAGUCACAUCAAGGAAUGCUUUACGGAUAAAGAACUUACUCAAGUACAAACAACUAGUACCAGCAAUUCAUUAAUUCCUCAAACUACAUCUGGAUCAAACCCUGUCGCAAAAGGUAAAAUUUACAAAAAGUGUGAAUUGGCUCAGGAGUUGUAUCACAAGCAUCGCAUGCCCAUGGAACAAAUACCCAAAUGGGUGUGUAUCGCUCAACAUGAGUCCUCAUAUAACACUGCUGCUGUUGGCCGCCUCAACACAGAUGGUUCGGCUGAUCACGGUCUGUUCCAAGUAAGUGAUCUUUAUUGGUGUAGUCACGAUCAGUAUGGAGGUAAGGCUUGUAAUAUUCCUUGUGAUAAGCUGCUGGACUCUGAUAUAGCGGAUGAUGUUAGAUGUAUCAAAAUGAUACAUGAGGAGCAUACGAGAAUUUCAGGAGAUGGCUUCAAUGCAUGGACGGUGUAUAAGCCGCACUGUCGUAAUACUGGUAUGAGUCACAUCAAGGAAUGCUUUACGGAUAAAGAACUUACUCAAGUACAAGCAACUGGUUCUAGUAAUUCUUUAAUUCCUCAAACUUCAUCUGGAUCAAAACCUGUCGCAAAAGGUAAAAUUUACAAAAAGUGUGAAUUGGCCCAGGAAUUAUUCCACAAACAUCGCAUGCCUAUGGAACAAAUACCCAAAUGGGUGUGUAUUGCUCAACAUGAGUCCUCAUAUAACACUGGUGCUGUAGGUCGUUUAAAUACAGAUGGUUCCGCUGAUCAUGGUCUUUUCCAAAUAAGUGAUCUUUAUUGGUGUACUCAUGAUCAGUAUGGUGGCAAGGCUUGUAAUAUACCCUGUGCUAAGUUUCUGGACUCUGACAUAACUGAUGAUGUUCGCUGUAUUCAAAUUAUACAUGAGGAGCAUACUAGGAUCUCAGGAGAUGGCUUCAAUGCUUGGACGGUGUAUAAGCCACAUUGUCGUAAUACGGGUAUGAGUCACAUCAAGGAAUGUUUUACUGAAAAAGAACUAAAACAAGUUAAUGUACCUACAACAUCUGUGAUAACCAAUUCAAUAGAGCCUCUCUACACACCUCACACAAAAAAUACUCCCAAAGGCAAAAUUUAUAAAAAGUGUGAAUUAGCUCAGGAACUUUUAAGUAAACACAAAAUGCCCAUGGAACAAAUACCCACUUGGGUUUGUAUAGCUCAACAUGAGUCCUCAUAUAAUACGGCCGCGGUUGGACGCCUAAAUGCAGAUGGUUCUUUUGACCAUGGUCUCUUUCAGAUCAGUGAUCUUUAUUGGUGCUCGCAUGAUCAGUAUGGCGGUAAAGCAUGUAAUAUACCCUGUGAUAAGCUGCUCGAUUCCGAUAUAACAGAUGAUGUAAGAUGUAUUAAAAUCAUACACGAGGAACAUACCAGAAUAUCAGGUGAUGGUUUUAAUGCUUGGACAGUUUAUAAACCUCAUUGUCGUAAUCGCAAAAUGGAAGAGAUACGCUCGUGUUUUACUCCCAAUCAAAUUGAGGAUUUUGACAAGAAGCAGACAUAUUCGAAUAAACCCAAACAAACUCAGCCAUUACAACAGGCGCCAGCAAAAACUUCUGCUUUUAGCAGUAAUCCCUUCUUAAGUGGUGGAUUUAAAACACAAGCCAGCAACCAAGUUUCUACAGUUAAGCCAAACAAUGAAAAGCCAAACUAUGCCAAUAAUCCAUUUUUGCAAAAUCUUAAAAUACCUAGUGUUAGCGAACAUCAUAAAUCAGUAGGUUCAAACAGCUUUACUAAUAACAACCAGCUAAACUAUCAGCAAAAUUCUGUACAAAUUAACCAGCCAUUGGCAGUUACAUCAUCGAAACCUAAUUAUAAAGACAAUCCUUUCCUAAACGGUGGCUAUAGUACUUUAUCGGGUAAUAAUUUUAUAUCGAAACCUGUUGAAAUAAUAACAGAGCUAGAAUCGUUCAAAACUAAUCCAUUUUUAAGCAGCAGUCUUAAAUUAUCCACCACUGUCAAACCAACUCAGUCUUCUCUUCAGAAUAAUGGCUACCACAAUGAAGUAACCAAAAACUAUUUAAAUAGUAAUGACUUUAGAACAACAACAACAACAUUUAAGCCUAAAACUACAGCUACAAAACCAACCACCACAACGUGGACAACAACCAAGAAACCAACCACAUCGUGGAAUAGCUUUAGCUCGACGAGAAAACCAAUCACCACAACUACACGAAAGAACACAACUAACAAAACCACUACUACAACUAAAAGACCAACAACUACAGGUAAAAAGCCAACCACAACAACUAAGACCACAAAAUCCCCUAAAACUACUACAACUUGGAGUUGGCAAAAUCAGAAAUCAACUACCACAAAGCCGAAAACUACCAGCACCACAAAAUCACCACGAACUACCACCACUUGGCAUUGGCAAAAUCAAAAAUACACCAACAAUGCAACAUUAGGACAAGUUAUCACUACAAAAUCCCCACGAACUACGACUACAAAGCCCGAGAAAACCACUUGGAAUUGGAGAAACGAACAGAAAUCCACCACCCUAAAACCUCUAACCAGUACAGCAAACUGGCAGAAAUGGGAUAAACCAACCACUAAAGGAACAACCAAAAAACCCAGCGCUACAACGACAACCACACAGAAAACUACCAACAAAUGGUGGAGUACAACAGCAAAACCCACCACAGCCCGAACAACUAAGCCAAUUCGUUUAGACAACCAAAAAACCACAACCAGCCGCCCCACCACAGCCAAAACUACAAGAGUUACCACCACAAAGCCAAUUCGCUACGAUAACUACAAAACCACAACUUUGAAACCUCAAACCAGCAAAACCACAACUCUUAGACCUCGAACUGCCACAACAAAGUCAACGCUACAAAAAACUACAAUUACGACAACAACACGGAAACCUUUUACAACAAAGUCAACAACUAAUACAGAAUACAAUAAAUACAAGAAUGAUCCAUUUAGUCAUCCAUUCUUUGCCAAAGUUAAUGAACAACUUAAACAAUUGCGCGGCAAUGUGACUACCACAAAACUGCCUAGUUUUGCAGCUACCAAACUGCAAAGUUUUCCACAGUCCACACUCUAUCAAGAUUUUAAAAAUAGCACCUUCAACAAAACGAAAACUAUUGUAGCCUAUAAUUUUGAAGGCUCCAAAUUGAGCACCACAAAACGACCCAGAUUCUAAGGAAUCCAUAUGUAUCUACAUAUUCUGUAGUAUAACAUUGUGAUUUUGUUUGUUAAAAUUGUUUUCUUUGUUUUCUUUAUAUUAAAAAAAAAUGUUGUUGAAUUUAUUUUUUUGUAAUUCUUAUUUUACUUAUUUGUUUUGUAUUUUUUUGGUUUAUGAAAAGUACUGCCAUUAUGUGAUUAAAUCAUAUUAUUUUUCCUAGUUUUAAGUUUAGUAUCUUUAGCCUAGACAAAUUAUUAAGCCGACUUUAUAAUGAAAUAUAUAUAAAUUAAUUAAAUAAAUAAUUUAAAAUAUCUAAA
Messenger RNA from Calliphora vicina (urban bluebottle blowfly), 7140 nucleotides. RefSeq lists its product as uncharacterized. The record is from RefSeq and is a predicted model, not a curated record. The transcript has a single exon. Lineage: Eukaryota; Metazoa; Arthropoda; Insecta; Diptera; Calliphoridae. The coding region runs from base 227 to 6841 and encodes 2204 amino acids. Gene Ontology annotation, molecular function: lysozyme activity.